Molecule: messenger RNA, 598 nt
Organism: Aricia agestis (brown argus)
Lineage: Eukaryota; Metazoa; Arthropoda; Insecta; Lepidoptera; Lycaenidae
Product: histone H2B
Exons: 1
Coding region: 88-462 (124 amino acids)
Cellular component (GO): nucleosome
Molecular function (GO): protein heterodimerization activity; DNA binding; structural constituent of chromatin
Source: RefSeq, a predicted model, not a curated record
GUGCAAAUUUCAUUCUAUCCCUCGGCCGCUAUCGCGAUAGUCGUGUGUUGUGAGAAUUACAAUUAUUAGUUAUUCGAAGAGGUCAUAAUGCCCCCCAAGACGAGCGGUAAGGCUGCGAAGAAGUCUGGAAAGGCGCAAAAGAAUAUCAGCAAAUCUGACAAGAAAAAGAAGAAGCACAAGAGGAAGGAGAGCUACGCUAUCUAUAUUUACAAAGUGCUCAAGCAGGUCCACCCGGACACCGGUAUCUCCAGCAAGGCCAUGUCUAUAAUGAACUCGUUCGUUAAUGACAUUUUCGAGCGCAUCGCCGCCGAGGCUUCCCGUCUCGCCCACUACAACAAGCGUUCCACGAUCACGUCGAGGGAGGUGCAGACGUCCGUGAGGCUUCUGCUGCCCGGUGAGCUCGCCAAGCACGCCGUCAGUGAAGGCACUAAGGCCGUCACUAAGUACACUAGCUCCAAGUAAGUUAGAAAUUAUUUGGUUGCACGGACGUUGACGGCGAAGAAGAAGUUCAAGAUGUUGUGUGACGACGACAGCGACGAUUCCUUCGUUCGUCUUCUCCGAUUCUCCGAAAGGAGAGAGACUAAAAGGCCCUUUUCAG